Messenger RNA from Linum tenue, 1923 nucleotides. NCBI's taxonomy places the organism in Eukaryota, Viridiplantae, Streptophyta, Magnoliopsida, Malpighiales, Linaceae. The record is from the annotation of a GenBank genome assembly.
UUAGACUCGCAAUUAAUAAAGGCAAUUGUAGACAACGUGCUGAAAGAGCUAAUCAACAUGUCUCCAAGCCUCGAGCCCAAAAAUUUAGUGGGCCUUGAUUCUCGUGUGUGGAAGGUGGAGCGACUGCUCGAUGUCAACCGCUCAGAAGACAUUCGAAUUGUCGGGCUUUGGGGGAUGCCCGGUAUUGGCAAGACCACUCUAGCUCGAGCCUUAUACAGACGACUUACCAAUUUCUCCAAAGAAGAUGGCUACAAGCACUAUUUCGUCCCAAAUAUCAAUGCCAAAUGGAAAGGGCAACGAGAUGGCUUGGAAGGGCUACAAAAGGAGCUUUACUCAACCCUCCUCUCCGAGCAGGACCAAAACAUCACCAGUCGAGACUUGGAAACAAGUUAUCGCAGGGCUCGACUAUCUCGGUUGAAGGUUUUCAUUGUCCUGGACGACGUUGAAGUUUUGUCCCAACUAGAAAGCUUACUCCUCGGCGAUGUGUUGAAUCUCACGAAGUUGUUUGCGCUAGGGAGCAGAAUUAUCGUCACGACGAGGAACAGGAAAGUGCUUGAAGUUGCAAUGGCUAGGAUAUACCACGUGGAGCAGCUUAGCCCUCAAGAGUCGCUUCGACUAUUCAGCAUGUACUCUUUUAGGCAAGAGACUCCACCAACAAGUAGAAGGAAGAGCGAGAGUUACUGGCAAAGUUUCUUGGAUGGGUUACGGAAGAAUCCAAAGCGGGAGAUUCACGAUGUUCUAAGGAGGAGCUACGAUGAGCUCGGAGGCGAUGAAAAGAGGAUGUUUCUUGACAUUGCUUGUUUCUUCCGAAGGAAUUACUCCAAGUCACAUUUGAUUAAGAUGAUGGCAUGUAGCUAUUACUCGGCGUAUAGUCGAGUGGAGGAUCUUAUCGAUAAGGCAUUGUUGAUAUGUGAACACCAGUCCAAUAGCAACAACGACGAGUUGAUCAUUGAGGUUCAUGAUUUGCUACACGAAAUGGCUUGGAACUUUAUUAAUGAGGAACCCGAUCUUGGGAACCGCAAUCGUCUUGAGAAUGCAGAGGAUGUUCGCAAGUUACUCAUUGCACGGAAGGGAACGAGAGCUACAGAGGGUAUAAACUUGGACUUGUCUAAAGCAGAAGAGAUGCACUUGGGAUCCGAUGCAUUUUCGGGGAUGGAUCGACUUAGAUUUCUCAAAUUCUCAUGGCCAGAUUCGUCGUCGUCUUCAUCAAAAAAUAAUGCACGUACUUGCAAGAUCCAUCUUUCGGAAUCUGGCCUAGACUCACUGCCUCAUGAGUUAAGAAUGCUAUGGUGGGAUGGAUUUCCUUCGUCAUCUUUACCUUCAAACUUCUCUCCUAACAGCUUGGUUGAACUUUGUAUUCGCCAUAGCCCUCUUGCACAAUGUUGGGAUGAAGUUCAGGACUUCGUGAAUUUGAGGUGGUUUGACCUAUCUUAUUGUGCCAACCUCAUCAUCGUCCCUGAUCUAUCGAAAGCCACACAUCUGGAAUCUCUCAAACUCACAGGAUGCAAGACCAUAGUUGAGCUACCCUCCUUUGUCGAAUACCUAGACAUGUUAACCUUACUAGACCUCGGAGCCUGCGAAAACCUAGAGACCCUCCCACCUAAAUUAGACUCCAAACACCUCAAACACGUAAUUCUCUACGAUUGCAGGAAAAUCAACCAAUGCCCUGAGUUCACAAGCAACUGGGAUACCCUAGACUUGCGUGGCACCCCAAUCACAACCCUCCCUAUCGCAAUCCACAAAAUCAAAGAAGCCCGAAAGCUCAGCCUCCACGGUGAAAGCAUAACCAGCUUGCCAGAUGGAUUCUCUGCGUCCAUCAAGGAGUUUCGACUGUGCCACACCGCCAUACAAAAGAUACUGCCAAGCGAUCAUCGUGAUUUUCUUCUUCCGAGAAUCUCUCGUUUGGAGCUGGUCGGGAACUAG